This is a messenger RNA of Trichosurus vulpecula (common brushtail), 3456 nucleotides long. It is a transcript of the gene CATSPERB, whose product is annotated as cation channel sperm associated auxiliary subunit beta. Gene Ontology annotation, cellular component: cilium; CatSper complex. The transcript has 28 exons. Bases 1 to 3456 code for a protein of 1151 amino acids. The record is from RefSeq and is a predicted model, not a curated record. NCBI's taxonomy places the organism in Eukaryota, Metazoa, Chordata, Mammalia, Diprotodontia, Phalangeridae.
AUGGGAAAGGUUUUUUUAUAUGCUGCAGUUUUACUUUGGAUGAUGCCUCAUUUAUUAUCAGGAGUAAUAUAUACUAAUAAAGGCAUUUCCUCUACUUCUCUAACUUGCUUUUCCAAAUCUUGUACUUCACAGCUUGUUAUUAAAGCACCCUUGGAUGAAGAUCAUACUUCACUGUUUUCUUGCUAUUCCCCUGGUCAUUUGGAAGGGAAUGAUACUAUCAAGUUGUUUCUUACCUCAAGGGACUUGGUAGUCAACUGUUACUUCUUAACUAGAGGCAAAUCUUCAGAGAUCAGAGAGGACCUUAUAAAACUGUUUACAUCAAGAGGACUUGCUCCCACUUUUAGAAUCAUGAAUAGUACUUAUUCUGGUGUCUUUCACUUUAAUUUAUCUAUGGAUAUUAAGCAGAAUGCCUGGUUUAUUAGCAUCCCAAGAGAAACAAUUACAUAUAAUACAGAUAUUGCACCAAUAGAGCAGUGGUUUGUAAGUAUUUCACUUCAAGAUGGAUUAACUACAUAUACUACUGAAGGAACACUUUUGGAUCUUAUCCGAGAACCUCUUCUUCAGUGGAAACUUGGGAAACAAAUAAGCCACAGUCAAUUUAUUGAGAUGAUUCCACAUGCGAGAAAUAUCAGGAUAGCAAAGUGUCCCUGUGCUAAUGAUGUGGUAAUACUUGGUAUCGUAUUUGAUAACACUUUUGAAGGUGUUUACCUGGGCUUGACCAUGUCUGGAUUUUGGGACCACAAAGGUACUUCAUGGUACAAUUUGACAAAAAAUAUUUGCUCCGCAUUAUCACAAGACUGCCUAGAUUUUUCUUUUGUGGAUGUUGUUUUAACAAAUCAUCAUUUAGUACUUCUCACCUCAUUGGGUCUUUUUACAAGUCAAGAUCUUCGAUAUCCAAAAAAACAGUUAACGUUUUCAAGAGCAUACUUUUGUGGUUUCGAAAGGGAAGAUUACGUGCGAGCAAAACUGUGGCAUCAUGAAAGGUGUUUAGCUAACAAAGAAGACUUUGAAGAUGAUUUUAUUGCUAUCACUUUUGACAAAAACAAGACCUUGAGCCAGGCAUCCACUUGUUUCUAUAGUGUAGAUCCAUUCAUCACCUGGAGACCUUGCUUACCCAAAGUUACAAAAACUGGGAAAACAGUCAGUAGCAGAGUGGUGUCAUUUCUUAUCGACCCUGAACAAAAUACUGCAAUUUACCUUAUGAAGAAACAGGGAAGGAUUUCUGUUGCUGUAAGGAGUCUGAAGAAUUCUGUACCACAUGUUAAUGUUAAAUUUCCAGCUUUCGUGUUUCCUAAGGAUUUUUCUCUUGCUCUGGGAAUGGUCUUCCAUCCUAGGAGUCACUUUCUCUAUGUUUUUGGCAGUCAGGUGUGGCUUUCAACUGAUGGAGGCAACAGUUUUCUGGUGGUAGGCUAUAUGUCCCAUGAUCCCAUCAAGCGCACCUACCAUUCUUUCUAUAGUUCAUCUAUUGUCUUUCUUUCUAUGUCUUCAAGAGUUUAUGUUUCAAAGGCAGGAUUAAGAACUUACACCAGAUAUGGAAAAGUCAAAGCACCAACUUAUGAAAUAUACUAUGACCAUGUAGGCAUUGGAAUUGUAGUUACUCUGGAUGAACAUACAUAUAAUGGUGUAAAGAAACAUCCUCUGUUGUCUACAUCAGUACUCACUUCGACUGAUGAAAAUGUGGCAUUUAAUACUUCACUAGCUCUACAGUAUCUCACUCCAACUGACGUCAUCUUCUUUGCUUAUGCACCCCUGAAUAAAAGUCGCCAUCAUAAUAUGCGGCUAAGAUUUAGCCAUAUUCAUGCUGGAAAAGAAUUAAGAUCAAGCUCAGCUGGUUUUGCUCAUAUAGUGAAGAUUAUGGAACAUGAUUACAUCGUAGGCUUUCCAACCUCAGCUGUUGCAGAAGUAUUGAAACCUUUUAAAAUUGAAAUUCCAAUAAACAGCCCUUGCUUAUCAAGUACCAUAACCAUCGAAAAAGCUGUAAAUCCAUUUUAUAAAAUUAGACUUCAUUUAAACAGUUUAGGAAAAUUCAUUAAAUUUAAACGUUCUGACCUUCAGAAGACUAUAGUGAUUCCUGGUUAUAGCAGCUUCCUUCUUAUUAAGUUUAUUGAUUUUACACAAGCUUUGGCUCUUGCGACAAUGCCCAUAAGAGUACCUUUAAAUAAGACUUUUAAAGCGAAUGAAUGGUUGUUAUAUGACUUUUCAAUGCGAUUUGUCUCUACAUGGUCUAUUUCUCCCACCGUUUGUAACCAUUGGAUUCAGCAUGAUGAUGUCCAAACAUCACGGAGUAUUAUUAAAUACAUUGAUCUAGGAGCUAACUACACUUUUAAAAUUAGAAUAAUUCCAAAGAUGAGCAAAGGUUCACAGGUAUUUCAAAUGCCGCAUGUAGAAGUGUUCACUGGACAUUCUACAUUGAUGGAAAUAAAUUCUCUCGCCUAUUGGGAUGACACUAACAGUUAUAUAAUUGAAAUUACAGCUGUCAAUAGAUACUUACGACAAGGAAUGACUUCAAUUUCAUUCGUAGUUUGGCAAGCAUCGACCUUUUGCUAUUUGUCAACAAUUAUAUUAACACUGAAGAGCAGCUGUAGUUAUAUCAAAAACAUGUAUCUUAUUCCUAAUCAGGAAAUUUCCAUGUCUGCCUGGGAAAAUGGAAUAUACAGAAAUGAACGUGGUUUCAAUAUGAUCAAAACCUUGCCGGAAAACUACAGGCCUCCAUCCCACUUGGGAAUAGCUAUCCCACUCACAGACAACUUUUAUAAUGCUGAUCCCAGCAAACCUAAGCCGAGAAAUUUAUUUCCUGAAUCAAAAGUAACGGGAAAGUACAAGAAGUGUUUCAACAAGUCCUCUCGAGCAGAGUGUAAUUGCUCCACCACAGAGAAAUUUUCUUACAGUAUUGAUUUCUCAGACUGCAGGGAAAAGGUACCCCGGUAUAAGUUUCCAGUUAGCCAGUAUCCCAUCUCUCUGAACAUCCUGAAUGAAGAUCAUAAAGAACUCAAGAUGGAGCCUCCAUUUUUGGUUACUGUAACUGAAGUGAAUCAAAGGGAAAACUGGAAAAUCAAACAACAUAUGCCAGAAAGUAUGAUGAAACUGAAGAAUUAUGUGGAAAGUAAGAUUUUUCUUCCUGUCUAUAAUCCAAAGGACCUCAACCUAAGCAUAACUGGUUCUGAACUCUUCCAUUUCAGAGUGGUAGUUAUCCCUGGAGUGACUUUUUGUAACUUUUAUGAUGAGUUUCAGAUUUAUGUAGAUGAUGUGCCACUUCCAUUUCCAGGAAGAAUUCUUAUUGCUGCUACAACAGCUGUAGUUCUGGGGGGAAUCAUUUUUGUAGCAUUUAUGUUGGUAAUGUACAAUGUUAAAGUGUGGAAGCCAUUUAAGCAUAUGAUAAUAAGAAAGAGGAAAGCAUCAUUCUCAUUUAGGCCUAUCAGGGUAGUCACAGAUAAAGUAACAGAGAGUAAUGGCUAA